AUGAAGUGCUUACUGCUGCUCUUUUUCGUCAUAACAGCAUGUGCUGGAGGCGUCCUCAAAGACCCUUUACCGGGUUCCAAGGAAGGUGACAGAUUUAUCCUCAUGCCAGGAGAUGGCGACGACUCACUUCAUCUUGUUGAUACUGAGGAGCCAGCUGACACUAAAUUCAUCGAAGAAUACAGUAGGAAUUCUGCCAACAAUGCAUAUUGGCUUUUUACCAGGUCUAACCCUACUUCACGCCAAGUCUUAGUAAACGGAAAUAGAAAUUCGGUAACGAACUCGAACUUUAACUUCGGAAAAAUCACGGUAUUUCUCGCUCACGGCUGGAAUGGCAACGGUGGAAACGAAAUGAAUAGAAUGCUUACUCAAGCAUUUUUACAGAAUGCCGAUGUCAACGUCAUUGUUCUCGAUUGGAAUCAAUUAGCAAACAGGGGUUAUACCACAGCAAAAGGUGGAACUGCUGAAGUAGGAAGAGGGCUCGGUCGAUUCAUAAUCUGGCUCAAUGGAUUGGGAAUGUCAUACGACAGAGUACACUUAGUAGGUUUCAGUCUUGGUGGUCACCUGGUCGGAAACGCAGGGCGAGAGACUGGGUCUAGAGUCCGGAGGAUCACAGCUUUGGAUCCCGCUGGCCCUCUUUGGGAUAAUGACCGCAACCGCAUUGUAAGGACAGAUGGUCGUUACGUCGAAGUAAUCCACACAGAAACCACAGUGACUGGAUAUAGUGGUUUGUGUGGAGACGCUGACUUUUACCCUAAUGGUGGAUCAAACAUGCCUGGCUGCUUGGCAACCGCACUUUCAUGUUCCCAUGGCCGUGCCUAUGAGUACAUGGCUAGCAGUGUAAAGUACAACCACCUCCUUGCCAACGAAUGUGGAAGUCUAAGUGAUGCUACUCGUAAUAGAUGUACAGGCUCUCUGAACCCUAUGGGUAACAGCGAUAUCAACAAAUCACGGGCUGGAAUAUUCCGAGUCAACACAGCCCGAAACUAUCCAUACUGA
Spodoptera exigua (beet armyworm) is the source of this 996-nucleotide messenger RNA. The record is from the annotation of a GenBank genome assembly. NCBI's taxonomy places the organism in Eukaryota, Metazoa, Arthropoda, Insecta, Lepidoptera, Noctuidae.